This is a messenger RNA of Lutra lutra (Eurasian river otter), 3409 nucleotides long. RefSeq names its product diacylglycerol kinase beta (gene DGKB). Gene Ontology annotation, molecular function: calcium ion binding; ATP-dependent diacylglycerol kinase activity. The transcript has 26 exons. Gene Ontology annotation, cellular component: plasma membrane. Gene Ontology annotation, biological process: intracellular signal transduction; lipid phosphorylation; diacylglycerol metabolic process. NCBI's taxonomy places the organism in Eukaryota, Metazoa, Chordata, Mammalia, Carnivora, Mustelidae. The record is from RefSeq and is a predicted model, not a curated record.
UCCAGCGGCAGUAGUAGCAACAGCAGCUGUGGAAGCGCCAGCUAGAGAUAGGCAGGGCUGGUGCUUGCAGCCGCGCAGAUCGCCUCCUCCUCGCCACACGCACACACAUCCACACACGCACUGCAACAAGAUUCCCAAUAUCCACCGGCGUCUUGGUAAGAAAUGAAGGACUCAAAGAGAUGAGAGAAGAGCGUGAGUCAUGGACAACAGGUCUUUAAUAUAUUAUUAAGACUGAUAACUCGCACCCACAGUGGCUACAUGUUGACAGAUUGCAUAUUUUGAAAGCUUGAGAUAUUUUAUAAUGAAACAUGCCAUGUGGAAACUUUGAAGCCUAGAAUCCUGCCAAACACCUGAAUAAAGAAUUCCUCACCUGUAAUGUAAGAGACUUCUCACUACCACCAUGACAAACCAGGAGAAGUGGGCACACCUUAGCCCCUCAGAAUUUUCCCAACUUCAGAAAUAUGCUGAGUACUCUACAAAGAAAUUAAAGGAUGUUCUGGAAGAAUUCCAUGGUAACGGUGUGCUUGCAAAGUAUAAUCCUGAAGGGAAACAAGACAUUCUUAACCAAACAAUAGAUUUUGAAGGUUUUAAGCUAUUUAUGAAGACAUUCCUGGAAGCAGAGCUUCCCGAUGAUUUCACAGCACACCUUUUCAUGUCAUUUAGCAACAAAUGUCCUCAUUCUAGUCCAGUGGGAAAAAGUAAGCCUGCUCUCCUUUCAGGAGGUCUGAGAAUGAAUAAAGGUGCCAUCACCCCUCCCCGUACUUCUCCUGCAAAUACGUGUUCCCCAGAAGUAAUCCAUCUGAAGGACAUUGUCUGUUAUCUGUCUCUCCUUGAACGAGGAAGACCGGAGGAUAAACUUGAGUUUAUGUUUCGCCUCUAUGACACAGAUGGGAAUGGCUUCCUGGACAGCUCGGAGCUAGAAAAUAUCAUCAGUCAGAUGAUGCAUGUCGCAGAAUACCUUGAAUGGGAUGUCACUGAACUCAAUCCAAUCCUCCAUGAAAUGAUGGAAGAAAUUGACUAUGAUCAUGAUGGGACAGUCUCUCUGCAGGAAUGGAUCCAAGGAGGAAUGACAACAAUUCCACUUCUCGUUCUUCUGGGCUUGGAAAAUAACGUGAAGGAUGAUGGACAGCAUGUGUGGCGACUCAAGCACUUUAAUAAACCUGCCUACUGCAAUCUUUGCCUGAACAUGCUGAUUGGUGUGGGGAAGCAGGGUCUCUGCUGUUCCUUUUGCAAGUACACAGUCCAUGAACGCUGUGUGGCUAGAGCGCCUCCUUCUUGCAUCAAGACUUAUGUGAAGUCCAAGAAGAACACUGAUGUCAUGCAUCAUUACUGGGUUGAAGGUAACUGCCCAACCAAGUGUGAUAAGUGCCACAAAACGGUCAAAUGUUACCAAGGCCUGACAGGACUGCAUUGUGUUUGGUGUCAGAUCACACUGCAUAAUAAAUGUGCUUCUCAUCUCAAACCUGAAUGUGACUGCGGACCUUUGAAGGACCAUAUUUUACCACCCACAACAAUCUGUCCAGUAGUCCUGAAUCUGCCCACUUCAGGAGUUUCAGUCCCUGAGGUAAAGACAAGCACGGUGAAGAAGGAAAAAGGUGGUUCCCAGCAAUCAAACAAAGUGACAGAUAAGACAAAAUGCAAAGAGCCAACUCUGUGAACGGUGGACGGGCAAGGCCUACAGAUUACCCCUGUUCCUGGUACUCACCCGCUUUUAGUUUUUGUGAACCCCAAAAGUGGUGGAAAGCAAGGAGAACGAAUUUAUAGAAAAUUCCAAUAUCUACUAAAUCCUCGUCAAGUUUACAGCCUUUCUGGAAAUGGACCAAUGCCAGGAUUAAACUUUUUCCGUGAUGUUCCUGAUUUCAGAGUGUUAGCCUGUGGUGGAGAUGGAACCGUGGGGUGGAUUUUGGACUGCAUAGAAAAGGCUAAUGUUGUCAAGCAUCCUCCAGUUGCCAUUCUGCCUCUUGGGACCGGCAAUGAUCUAGCAAGAUGCCUGCGAUGGGGAGGAGGUUAUGAAGGUGAGAAUCUGAUGAAAAUCCUAAAAGACAUUGAAAACAGCACAGAAAUCAUGCUGGACAGGUGGAAGUUUGAAGUCAUACCUAAUGACAAAGAUGAGAAGGGAGACCCAGUGCCUUACAGUAUCAUCAAUAAUUACUUUUCCAUUGGCGUGGAUGCUUCCAUUGCACACAGAUUCCACAUCAUGAGAGAAAAACACCCAGAAAAAUUCAACAGUAGAAUGAAGAACAAAUUUUGGUAUUUUGAGUUUGGCACAUCUGAAACGUUCUCAGCCACCUGCAAGAAGCUGCAUGAAUCUGUAGAAAUAGAAUGUGAUGGAGUACAAAUAGAUUUAAUAAACAUCUCCCUGGAAGGAAUUGCUAUUUUGAAUAUACCAAGCAUGCAUGGUGGAUCCAAUCUUUGGGGAGAGUCUAAGAAAAGACGAAGCCAUCGCCGCAUAGAGAAAAAAGGGUCUGACAAAAGGACCACACUCACAGAUGCGAAAGAAUUGAAGUUUGCAAGUCAAGAUCUGAGUGAUCAGCUGCUGGAGGUGGUUGGCUUAGAAGGAGCCAUGGAGAUGGGACAAAUCUACACCGGACUGAAGAGUGCUGGGCGAAGGCUGGCACAGUGCUCCUCUGUGGUCAUCAGGACUAGCAAGUCUCUGCCAAUGCAGAUCGAUGGGGAACCAUGGAUGCAGACCCCGUGCACAAUAAAAAUUACACACAAGAACCAAGCUCCAAUGCUGAUGGGUCCUCCUCCAAAAACUGGGUUGUUCUGCUCCCUCGUCAAAAGAACAAGAAACCGAAGCAAGGAGUAAACCUGUCUCAUUUUAUUCUUCGAGAUCUAAUUAGCAUAAUUGGGCCGUGGAAACUUAUGCUGGAAAUCUUUGAACCAUUUCAGUUCUCUUGCUCAUGCAAAAUCAUCGAAUUGGUUUAACAGUUUUUGUUACUGAGCUAAUGUAAAAUUCAGCUAUUAGAAAAUUUGUCUCCGUUUUUAUAGGCAUCUUUGCAUGAAGAAGGCAGAAGUUUACAUGAAGUGGUACUGCAUAUUUUUGUUGCAUGCAUUCCCAUAGAUUUUUAUGUCCCUCACUCAUUCCUCCCCCAGUUUCCAUUUACUAACCUGUGAGAGAAAUCUGUAAACCCUAAAGGAAAUACCAUGGAAAAAGUGAUUCUCUGUGUGAUUCCAAUUAUUGAUAAGUGCUAAUCAGUAAUGCUACGAUAAUCACAACUGCAGAUUGCAAUACUUUUGCCUUUUAGAAUCAGUGUCUCAAUGACCUUUGAACUAUGACUUGAGAAGAAACUUCUAAUUGGAACAUUUUAUUAAAUACUUGUCUAUGAUACGUCGCUGUAUCUAAAUAUUUUUUCUUCAACAUCUUGAUGCUUCUGAGUGGAAUUUCAGGUAUACAGUUUUCUUGUGC